This is a messenger RNA of Triticum urartu, 3606 nucleotides long. Lineage: Eukaryota; Viridiplantae; Streptophyta; Magnoliopsida; Poales; Poaceae. The record is from RefSeq and is a predicted model, not a curated record.
GCUCUGCUUGGAGAUGCUCCGCAGCCGAAUAGGCAAACGAGCGCUCUGUAGUCUGUACCCUGCUCUCCUAGGUUUUAGUGGAUUUUCAUGGCGGCGGCGCUGCGGACGCCGGCGAUUCGCAGUCGCCCCCUCGCCGCCUACACAUUUCUCCGGACCCGCAGCGGCUUCUCCACUAACCCACCCCCCCCGCACACCCCCGCCACUCUCAGCGCCGAGCUCCUCCGCCUUCUCUCCGCCGCCCCCGCUUGGACACACGACCUGGCCCGAGCCGUCUCCUCCACCCUCUCCGCCGCCCCUCCCCCCUCCCCCGAUGUUGUCCUCUCCGUCCUCCGCUCCCUACAGAACACCUCUCUCGCCGGUCCCUUCUUCCUCCUCGCCUCCUCCGCCUCCUCUCCCCACUCACUGCCCCCCGAAGCGUAUAACGCCGUCCUCCCAUUCCUCUCCCACGACCUAGCGGCUCUCGACAAGGUCCUGGAAGAGAUGUCCCUCCUGGGCUACGGCCUUCCCAACCCUGCCUGCGCCACUCUAGUCUCCACCCUCGUCCGCUCCCGCCGCCUCGUCGACGCCUUCCAUGCCAUUGGCAUCAUGCGGCGGCUCAAGUUCAGGCCGGCGUUAUCUGCGUACACCGUGCUGAUUGGUGCUCUGGCUGAGGCGCGGCAGCCCGAGCGUGCGCUGGAACUGCUGCGGCAGAUGCAAGAGGUCGGGUAUGAGGUGGGCGUGCCUCUUUUCACGACGUUGGUGCGGACCCUGGCCCGCGAGGGAAGAGUGGAGGGCGCGUUGAUGCUGGUGGAUGAGGUGAAGGGGAGAUGCCUUGAGCCAGAUAUUGUGUUGUACAAUGUGUGUAUUGAUUGUUUUGGAAAGGCUGGGAAUGUGGACAUGGCCUGGAAGUUCUUUCAUGAGCUGAGAGCCCAGGGUCUGCAGCCAGAUGAUGUAUCAUACACAAGCAUGAUCUGGGUGCUUUGCAAGGCAGGGAGACUAGGUGAGGCAGAGGAGUUAUUUGGGCAGAUGGAAGUGGAAAGGGCUGUGCCUUGUGCUUACGCAUAUAAUACUAUGAUCAUGGGAUAUGGGUCAGCUGACCGGUUUGAUGAUGCUUACAAGCUGCUUGAGCGCUUGAGGGAGAGGGGUUGUAUUCCAUCUGUCAUUUCAUUUAAUUCUAUUAUCACGUGCCUCGGGAAGAAGAGGAGGGUUGAUGAGGCACUGAGAUUGCUUGAUGUCAUGAAGAAGGAUGCUAAGCCAAAUACCUCAACGUAUAACAUCAUUAUUGAUAUGUUGUGCAUGGCUGGGAGGGUUAAUGAAGCAUAUAAGAUACGUGAUGAAAUGGAACUUGAUGGCCUAUAUCCAAACUUAAUGACAGUUAACAUAAUGGUGGAUAGGCUGUGCAAGGCAAAGCUGCUCGAUGAGGCCCAUAAAAUAUUUGAAAGUGCGAGUCAGAGAGGUUGCAAUCCUGAUUCUGUGACGUACUGUUCCCUUAUGGAUGGCCUUGGAAAGAAGGGAAAGAUUGAUGAGGCCUAUAGGCUAUUCGAGAAAAUGUUGGAUGCAGGCCACAAUGGUAAUCCUGUGUUAUAUACUUCCUUGAUCAGGAAUUGCUUUCUGCAUGGAAGGAAAGAAGAUGGGCACAAGAUCUUCAAAGAGAUGAUCCGUCGAGGAUGCAAGCCUGAUCUCAUCCUACUUAACACAUAUAUGGAUUGUGUUUUCAAAGCAGGUGAGAUUGAAAAGGGAAGAGCAAUUUUUGAGGACAUCAAGAGUUAUGGGUUUCUUCCUGAUGUUCGAAGUUACUCCAUUUUGAUUCAUGGUCUCACAAAAGCUGGUCAGGCUAGAGAAACGUCCAGUAUUUUUCACGCAAUGAGUCAGCAAGGUUUUGCACUUGAUGCUCGGGCUUACAAUGCUGUUAUUGAUGGGUUAUGCAAAUCUGGAAAGGUAGACAGGGCCUAUGAAGUUCUCGAGGAGAUGAAGCUAAAACAUAUCUCUCCAACGGUUGCUACAUAUGGAUCGAUUAUUGAUGGUCUGGCCAAGAUUGAUAGGUUAGAUGAGGCUUACAUGCUUUCUGAAGAAGCGAAAUCGAAAGGAAUAGAAUUGAAUAUUAUUCUGUAUAGUUCUCUCAUAGAUGGCUUUGGGAAGGCUGGCAGGAUAGAUGAAGCUUAUUUAAUUUUAGAAGAGAUGCUGAAGAAGGGUCUGACUCCAAAUGCUUAUACAUGGAAUAGUCUCAUGGAUGCUUUAGUGAAAGCUGAAGAAAUCAACGAGGCCCUUAUUUGUUUCCAGUCAAUGAAGGAAAUGAAAUGUCCACCAAAUACCUAUACAUACAGCAUUCUUAUAAAUGGCCUUUGCCGGGUACAGAAGUACAACAAGGCUUUUGUGUUCUGGCAAGAAAUGCAAAAACAAGGUUUGAUCCCAAACGUUGUCACUUACACAACCAUGAUCUCCGGGCUUGCAAAGGGAGGGAACAUAACAGAUGCUUACAACCUAUUUGUGGGGUUCAAAACCAAUGGUGGAGUGCCUGACUCUGCAUGUUUCAAUGCUCUCAUAGAGGGUAUGAGCAAUGCAAACAGAGCAAUGGAGGCGUAUCACAUUUUUGAAGAAACUCGUCUAAGGGCAUGUAGAGUCAAUGUGACGACAUGCGUCAGUCUUUUAGACGCUUUGAACAAGUCUGAAUGUCUCGAGCAAGCUGCAGUCGUUGGUGCAGUUCUGAGUGAGAUUUCCAAAUCCCAGCAUGCUUCUAGAUCCUUGUAAUAUUCAGGAUCUUGUAUUGUGACACACUGUUGCAGAAUUUGCAUCUCUGCUGUGACUGAGUUGAUCUGGCUGUACUGUUUGUGCUUCUUGGUCACUUGAUAUGGGAGUUUUUAUGUGGCUUAUAAUAUAUUUUUUAAAUGGCUGAAAUUGAAUGCAUGCCUGCUGUGCUGCUGUUUGGAGAGAAGACAUUCUUCUGCAGUUCCCUUGAUUCUGGUAAGCUGAUGAUUUGAACCCUCCAAGUUAGCACAUUAACUUAUUUUGGAACAUCGUAUCAAACCUUAGCCAUAUGAACCACAAUUAAUGCAGAAGGGUGACCUACUGACCUUUGCUGGGAUUUUCCUGUGUUUGUUUGGCGGAGCAGCUGAUUAAUAGCUAUUCAGAGGAAGUAAUCGAUAGGUAGAGGCGUUUUGAUUCCUGUUUCUUCAGGAUGUUUGUGUUCCACUCUUCAUAUGUCCAUUUGUUGGAGAUGAUUGCUUUUCAGUGUCGUUUGCUCUCCCACUUCUACCUACGUGAGGUAGCUGGCGAUGGUUCCGUACUCGGAGGGGUGGAGAUUGAGGUUGCGGUUGUCCAGCAAGGAGCAAGCAUAAGAGGCUUUUCUUUGGGUGUGCAUUUCGGCUGGCUCACGAUGCCCCUUAGAAGAGGUUGGUUGCUUUCUGUUAGGAAUUAAUUAGCACAUGCCUAUUGUUGCUAAUUAACGAACAGUUAUUAGCAAAGGGUGUGUCCAACCCCGAACAGUCAUGUCCUUUUCUCUCUCUAAUGCCAACAGGCACCUGUUCUGGAGAGAUGAUGCCUUCAAACAGGCACCUCUUCUUCCCAUCUCUUUCAGAUGUAUAUAUACUUGAGAUUCAAUAUAAACCAGGACUAGUCACUUUUAUUCAA